This is a messenger RNA of Aspergillus puulaauensis, 1422 nucleotides long. Its product is annotated as FAD-dependent oxidoreductase. Bases 1 to 1422 code for a protein of 473 amino acids. Gene Ontology annotation, molecular function: FAD binding; monooxygenase activity. The record is from RefSeq and is a predicted model, not a curated record. The transcript has a single exon. Gene Ontology annotation, biological process: secondary metabolite biosynthetic process. NCBI's taxonomy places the organism in Eukaryota, Fungi, Ascomycota, Eurotiomycetes, Eurotiales, Aspergillaceae.
AUGUCUCCCAGCCAGCCAGGCAUCCCAUUGAAGAUAAAUGUCAUCGGGGCCGGUAUAGCCGGUCUCUCAUCAGCCAUAGCACUCGCCGACAUAAACCCCAACCACCGGAUCACGGUUCUCGAAUCUAACCCCUUCCUCAGCGAGUUCGGUGCCGGACUGCAACUCUUUCCCAACAGCACCCGCAUCCUUGACAAAUGGGGCCUAACACCAUCCUUGGAGAAAGUCGCCUGCAAUUCUUCCCACAUGUCCAUCCGUCGCUGGAGAGAUAACACCGAGCUAUCCGUCAACUUGAACAACCCUACCACCACAUGGCUCUACGGCUGGCCCCAGUGCCAGAUCUACCGACCAGACCUACAGCAAAUCCUCUUCGGACGGUUAAAGCAGCAACAGAACGUGUCUGUUUCAUUCGGCAAGUCAGUUGUAUCCGUGGAUCAUGAAACUGGUACUGUCCGCACGGCUGAUGGCGAGGUUUUCGAGGCGGAUCUCACAGUCGCAGGAGAUGGGAUCUGGUCCCGGGCCAGACGAUGCCUGCCGGCGUCAAAGGACAUCACCCCCACACCGUAUCAGGAACAUCACUACCGCGCUGUGAUUCCGCGGUCACGGAUGCUCUCCAAUCCCGUGACGGCGCCGCUCAUGUCUUCGACCGAGACGAAAUCGUGGGUCGGGCCGGGCAUAUUCGUGUUGGGGUACGCGGUCGCCUCGAACGAGCUAUAUAACCUUGUUAUUGGGGUCCCGCGGCCGAGUGACGGGGUGCCUCUGGGCAGGUGGAAUCACCCUGCCGAUCUUGACACGAUGCGUGGGCUCGUGUCGGAGUGGUGCGAGGAAGUGCGCGCCUUGGCUUCUCUCGUUGAAGACGGGGAGUGUGUCUCCUGGACCUUGGGUGAGGUCGGCCCGAUCCCCAGCUAUGUCAGUACAUCUGGAAGAGUCGCCCUGGUUGGGGAUGCGGCGCAUGCCCUCCUUCCUCAUGCUGCACAGGGGGCGGGAAUGGCGAUGGAGGAUACCGCAAGUCUGGCAGAGUUUGUGGGGCAGCUGAGGUGUACAGAGGAUCUGGCCAAGGUGAUGCAUACAUGGAGCCGGUUCCGACAGGCUCGCGUAGAGCAUUUACGUAGCAUCAGCCAGGGGAACGCCGUUGAUAUGACCCUUCCGGACGGCGAACGUCAAAUUGCUCGAGAUAUGAAAUGGAAGGCUAUCCGCGAUAAGCAUCGGGCGCAGUUGGCCGAGCUUGUGCAUGAGAAGCUUAAAGAGAAGAUCCUCCAGGACAGAGCGGCACCUGAUCCAAAUUGUAAAAGCACGUUUGAGCCAGGAGGAAGAAUGUGGAUCAAUGGGUUUGAUGUGAGUGAGGAGAGUAGGAGGUUCUGUCACGAACAUUUGAGUCUGAGCGCCUCAGGCGGCUUAGGAAAUGAGCGCCUGCUGUCCUCCUGA